Molecule: messenger RNA, 1250 nt
Organism: Tupaia belangeri chinensis (Chinese tree shrew)
Lineage: Eukaryota; Metazoa; Chordata; Mammalia; Scandentia; Tupaiidae
Gene: MAPRE1
Product: microtubule associated protein RP/EB family member 1
Exons: 6
Coding region: 24-830 (268 amino acids)
Molecular function (GO): microtubule binding
Source: RefSeq, a predicted model, not a curated record
CUCUUUCUCAUAUGCCGUAGAAGAUGGCAGUGAACGUGUACUCAACCUCAGUCACUAGUGAUAACCUAAGUCGACAUGACAUGCUGGCCUGGAUCAAUGAAUCUCUGCAGUUGAAUCUGACAAAGAUUGAACAGUUGUGCUCAGGGGCAGCUUAUUGUCAGUUUAUGGACAUGUUGUUCCCUGGCUCCAUUGCCUUGAAGAAAGUGAAAUUCCAAGCAAAGCUAGAACACGAAUACAUCCAGAACUUCAAAAUACUACAGGCAGGUUUUAAGAGGAUGGGUGUUGACAAAAUAAUUCCUGUGGACAAAUUAGUAAAAGGAAAGUUUCAGGACAAUUUUGAAUUUGUUCAGUGGUUCAAGAAGUUUUUUGAUGCAAACUAUGAUGGAAAAGACUAUGACCCUGUAGCUGCCAGACAAGGUCAAGAGACUGCAGUGGCUCCCUCUCUUGUUGCUCCAGCUCUGAAUAAACCGAAGAAACCUCUCAGCUCUAGCAGUGCAGCCCCACAGAGGCCCAUUUCAACACAGAGAACUACUGCAACUCCUAAGGCUGGCCCAGGGGUGGUGCGAAAAAAUCCUGGUGUGGGCAACGGGGAUGAUGAAGCAGCCGAAUUGAUGCAGCAGGUCAAUGUGUUGAAACUUACUGUCGAAGACUUGGAGAAAGAGAGAGAUUUCUACUUUGGAAAGCUAAGGAACAUUGAAUUGAUUUGCCAGGAGAAUGAGGGGGAAAAUGACCCUGUGUUGCAGCGGAUUGUAGACAUUCUCUAUGCCACAGAUGAAGGCUUUGUGAUACCUGAUGAAGGAGGCCCACAGGAGGAACAAGAAGAGUAUUAACAGCCUGGACCAGCAGAGGCACAUCCGAAUUCUUCACUCCAAAUCAUGUGCUUAACUGUAAAAUACUCCCUUUUAUUAUUCUUAGAGGACUCACUGGUUUCUUUACAUAAGCAAAAAGUACCUCUUCUUAAAGUGCACUUUGCAGAAUUUUCACUCCUUUUCCAAUAAGUUUGAGUUAGGAGCUUUUCCCUUGUAGCAGAGCAGUAUUAACAUCUAGUUGGUUCACCUGAGGAGCAAAGAGGCUGAGCAUGAGGCUCCCGUGUGGAUGCUGGUCACACUGAGGCUGGAGAAGGAGUUUUAUGUAAUAGCUGAGGUGGUGACCUCAGGAGAGAAAUGUAAAGACUGAAUUGAAUUUUAAACUAAUGUGAAGUCUUGGCAGAGAACGUUUUAAUAAAUAAAUGCCUUAAGAGUAUUUAAAAA